This is a messenger RNA of Paramacrobiotus metropolitanus, 1133 nucleotides long. RefSeq lists its product as uncharacterized. The transcript has 4 exons. The record is from RefSeq and is a predicted model, not a curated record. The coding region runs from base 45 to 821 and encodes 258 amino acids. Lineage: Eukaryota; Metazoa; Tardigrada; Eutardigrada; Parachela; Macrobiotidae.
CCGUAAACGAUUUCGCGAGAGUGGAUCAAGUAUGGUGCAAAUUUAUGUUUCCUUAUAAGCCACCGGCAAACAUGUAUCCUUUUUAUACUGGGUGCCACACUAUCGAGUAUUCGACAAAGUUUUUUUGCUUCGAUGCAAACGAUUCGCAGCGGACAAUCCAUUCUUUUAUAACAGGUUUAUGGGCCAAUAACUUCUUCUUCCACAUCUCGGACCCUCCCAAUCUGGCGCUGGCAAAGUGCUGCCGUGUCCCUACCGGCUACUACAUCGACUACAUGUCCUGCUACUAUGUAAGUACCCACGAUCCGUAUUUUGAAUUCUACGACAACGUCGGCGCCUUCCUUACUACAUGCGCCACCGGCUACGUGGCCACCGGCAUCGCCAAGAAGAUCGAGCCCUACACCUCCAACAGCGCCCACCCCAGUUCCGUGGACUGGAUGCAGUGCUGCCGGCUGGGCUUCGGUCCACCGGAAGUCCAUCCGCCCCCGGUCAUCUAUGCGCCCUCGGGGGCCGCCACCUACUACACUGCCCGGGCGCUGACGGCGGAUGAACUGGCCAUCCCGACGGGAUACAAGGGACAGUAUCGCAGCAAGGAGACACCGGAGGAUGCCGCCGUGCCCCGGGCGUACGAUGAAGAGGAUGAAAACGAAAAUGAUGUGACCAACAACUCCACAGCGUCCGGGUUGUCACGGUUUUCGGUGCGGGCGCCGGAGCGUCCGCGGACGGUCAAAACGGCAGAAAGCCUACUGGAACGCGAUCGGGAGUUGCGACUACGACAGAUCCAUGUCAACCAACCAAAUGUGCACAUGUAUUCCAGGCUGUAGAUUGCAGAUCUUGAUACUUUUCAAAAACUGGCUUGUGACCUUUCGUAUGGCUUGGUGUGAACUGUGAGCAAAUGGCAGUCGUGUUCAUCCAUCGGUAUUUUAUUGUUUUCGGUCGAACGUGCGCUCGUCUUUUGCAUUUUUUAUGCUGUAUUUGUCUGCGUUUUCAAAACGUUUUACGAGUAUAAUGAUUGGCGCAAAUCGUUUGCGUACAAGAUGGCCAAGCGUACUGUGAAGGAAAUUCUAGAAAAGUCCGCCACUUCUGGACCAUGCCCUUUGAGUAAAAUAAGUACGUUUACCUGCAAAACACGCAUA